This is a messenger RNA of Aphidius gifuensis, 1918 nucleotides long. RefSeq lists its product as uncharacterized. Gene Ontology annotation, molecular function: metal ion binding. The record is from RefSeq and is a predicted model, not a curated record. The transcript has 2 exons. NCBI's taxonomy places the organism in Eukaryota, Metazoa, Arthropoda, Insecta, Hymenoptera, Braconidae. Bases 146 to 781 code for a protein of 211 amino acids.
CCCCUCAACCUCAUUGCAACCAUGAUGGUGAUUUUGGUGUGUGAAAAUACACAAUGAUUGAGUGAAAAUAUUUACAAUAAUAAAAAAAAAAAAAAUCUUUGAUACGCAUAAAUUGUUAAUUAAUAUUUAAGAGUGUUUAAAAAUAAUGGCUUCCUUAGUUGCGGAUUACGGUACGUCUUCUGGUUCUGACAGUGAAGAUGAAAUAGCAUAUAAUUCUUCACAGGAGUUGGAUGAAAAUGAUGAUGAAAAUAAUGAAAAUGAAAAAGAUGAAAUGAUGAUAAAUAUAAAAAAAAUAACAACAAAUGAAAUAAAUAAACUUCCAUUACCAACACCAGAUUUUAAUAGUACACCAACAUUAAAAACAUCAGUAUUUUUAAAUCCAUUUUCAGAAGCUGAAAAAGCUAAAAGUGCAAUACUUGAAAAACAUGUUAAAAUGACACCAACAUUGGAUGAUACUAAAAUGAUUAAUGGACGUAAAAUAUGUUGGAAUUAUCGUAAGGGUCGUUGUCGAUAUGGUCAUAAAUGUACAUUUGCUCAUGAUUCUGAUUUACAUCGUAGUGUUGCUGAUUUAGAAACAAUACGUAAUACUGAAGAAACAGUUAUAUGUCAAACACAUUUUAAUAAUCAAAUUAAUAAUCAUCAUGAUGAUGAUGAAAUUUAUCAAGAAAAUAAUCAAAUUAUUAAAAAAAAUAAAAAACGUCCAGGACUAUCACAAAAUUUGGUACCAGGUAAAAAAGUUAUUAAAAUGUACAAAGCACAAGCUAAUCCUGUUGGACGAUAAAUUUAUAUUUUUAUAUUAAUUUAAUUAAUAACAACACACAACAAUAUAUUAAAAAUCAAAGAAUUUUAAAUUGAUAAAUAAGCUGUUAUUUAUCAAUGCUUCCAAAAAGUGCUUCAUGUACAAAUUUAAAAGAAAAAUAUCUGAUUGAAUAUUUAAUAAAAUUUUCCAAUUCAAUGAAAAAUAAUAUAAAUUAAUAUUUGCACUUUUACCAAAUAUUAUAUUUAAAUAAUUAUUUUUAAGAAUAUUAAUAUGAAAACAACAACAACAUCAACAACAACAAGUGCAUAUGCUGUUAAAAAAAAAAAUAUAUAUAUGAAAUUUACAAUUGUUUUUUUAUCCAGUAACUGUGCAGUUAAUUUUUUCCAUAAAAAUAAAAAUUAUCUUCCUAGUAUUAUAAACAAAAAUAACAACAAUAGUUAAACAUUAACAAUUAUUAUAUAAUAAAAUUUAAAAAAUGUUUAAACUUCCAUAAUAAUUUUUUUACAAAUGAAAUAAAAAAAAAAAUAUUAUUCAAUAGUUAUUAUUAUUAGCAACAAUAUCGUAUGAUUUACAAUAAAAAAAAAUUAAUUAAAAAACGAUAAAUACAGUAAACAAUUAAUUUGAAAGUUUAUCAAUUAAAUUUUUAUAAUUAUUAAAAGACACUAUUUUAAGAAAUUAAAUUCCGACAAUUUAAAAAAUAAAAACAAUUAAUUUUUUUUUAUUUAUUUUUAUUAAAUGAACUAUUGAAUAUUUAAAAAAUCUCGUUUUUUAAUUAGUAAUGUUAUUCAUCUAAUAAAAUAUAACCACUGUUAAAAAUCAAUAAAUUAAUUUGAUUAUUUUUUUAAAUUAAAAUAAUAACUUCCUUCAGUAAUUUGUGAUUCCAAGAAUCAAGUUUUAUUUGAUUAAAAUAAUAAUAAAAAGUUUGAAUAAAUAAAUCUAUUAACUAAUUUUUAUUCCUUACUGUUAUAAGUAUUUUAUUUAUUAAGUUUAACUUAUUAUAAAAAUGUAUGAAAACACAAAAAAAAAAACAAAGCACAAAACAUUCUGUAAAUCAUUUUUUUUUGUUGAAUAAAAAUUGAUUGAUUAAAGAAUUAAAAUUGAGUAUUUAUUUUUUAAAAAUAAUUAAUAAGGAUAAAUAAAAUAAAAAUGUUAUUAACA